AUGUUUGAAACUCAUGAAGUAUUGAAGAGGAGUAUGGGAGGUGAUACAUCCCGAGAGUUGAAUUUACAUUUGCGCAAGUACCUUGAGUUUUUAAGAACGAUAAAGCCAAUCAGUUACCUUAAUCCUUACGUUGUGUCGUGCAACAACUACCAUAUUAUUGCUUGUUCGGAAAGUGUGGGUGGUUGUGUUGUGGGUGGCGGUGCUGGCAAUUUCGCGUAUUCGCGAGCCAUGGGACAUCAUAUUACGUCCUUGAUUCGCAUGCUUGAGCAAGUGAUUGAUUAUUAUCUUGAGUCAGAAUCGUUUUCGUUUCAUGACGUUGAUUUUAUGGUGUAG
Molecule: messenger RNA, 333 nt
Organism: Lodderomyces theae
Lineage: Eukaryota; Fungi; Ascomycota; Pichiomycetes; Serinales; Debaryomycetaceae
Exons: 2
Coding region: 1-333 (110 amino acids)
Source: RefSeq, a predicted model, not a curated record